AUGAAGGCUGGCACAUCAAUGCAAAGACAGAAAUCAAGGCUGCAAAUGACCGUGUACUUUUUACUGUAUGUCUGUUGGCAAGCGCAUCCCAGUCAAUCAAGUCCAAUUUAUUUGGAUAAUGUGGAAGACGCCAUUGAAUACGGCUAUCCAGAGCAGUUGGCCAAUCCGGCUGAUGAGUUGCGUCGUUUGCGAGUAGUUGCAAGGGAACUUCUACAAGAAAUGGGUAUGCGGAGAAAUACUGGCAUCAAGCGAGUUUCAGUGGACCAGACAAACGCAAAGAAAGCAUAUGCACAAGGAUUACUCAGUAGAAUGCCAUUUGGGAAGAAAAAUUCGAAACCAGAGACGCCAGUAUCCAUCGACAAUACUGAGAAUCAUCCAGCUGCAUCUGCGGUGGAAAUUCGCUUAUCACUUUUGUCCAUUCCGGAUGCUGGCACUCUUCACAAUGUGACGAAUACAUCUAAUGAUACAGAUCCGAACUUUCUAAUGGUUCCGCGAAUCAAGCGUCCCAAAGGAUCAGUAACAUUUAUCGAUGGUCGGUUCCGUGACCAGUGGAACAAAAAGGCGGACUUUUUGUUGUCUGUCAUUGGUUUUGCAGUAGAUCUGGCUAAUGUAUGGCGAUUUCCAUAUCUUUGUUACAAAAACGGUGGUGGUGCUUUUUUAAUUCCAUACACACUGAUGUUGGUAUUUGGUGGGAUUCCGUUAUUUUACAUGGAGUUGGCUUUGGGACAAUACAUUCGCAAAGGAGCGAUUACAUCUUGGGGACGCAUCUGUCCACUUUUCAAAGCUGGUUCCUCAAAAAGCCGGUCUAUCCUUUUUGACGUUUUUAACGCAGGUGUGGGAUACAGCGUGGUUUUGGUCGCGUUUUAUACGGAUUGGUUCUACAACAUGAUAAUUGCAUGGUCUCUCUACUACUUCGGAGCAUCUUUCACCACUCAACUACCUUGGAUAGACUGUGGGCACUACUGGAAUACAGAACGUUGUGUUGACACGCACUUGUCGACAAACCAAAGCAACUUCAGUGGAAUCCAGCCCCGGACUAGCGGCAACUCAACGUUUCCGGUGGAAGAAUUCUUCCACCUCAAGGUGUUAGGGCGCACAAACGAUACAAACCUGGAUAAUUUGGGACGUGUCCAAUGGCCGGUCAUUUUGUGCUUUGUCGCGGUGAUGGUUAUUUGUUACUUCAGUCUAUGGAAAGGAAUACAUACAUCUGGAAAGGUGGUAUGGUUCACUGCAAUUUUCCCAUACGUGGUACUGUUCAUUCUUCUGUUCCGUGGCUUAUCCUUGGACGGGGCUUUGGAUGGAAUACGAUACUACAUUGUACCAGACAUUGACAAACUCAGGAGCGCGGAACCAUGGGUUGAUGCCGCGACGCAGGUUUUCUUCUCUCUAGGUCCAGGUUUUGGAGUCCUUAUGGCCUACGCUUCUUACAACGACUUCCACAAUAACGUCUAUAGGGACGCAUUGGUCGUGGCAACCAUUAACUCACUCACUAGCAUGUUGUCCGGCUUUGUGGUCUUCAGCAUGCUGGGGUACAUGGCAAACAAGCGCUCUGUUUUAGUCUCCGACGUCAUCCAAGAUGGUAAGUAUAAAUCUACUUUUUUAGUCAAACGUCUAAUCACUUUCAUCCUCCAAUUAUGUGAGACGCGUGAUUGUCUACCCGGAAGCUCUGGCAACCUUGCCCGGAUCUGUGUUCUGGUCCAUUGUAUUCUUCCUAAUGUUGCUGACUCUCGGCCUCGACAGCUCGGUGAUAGUUUUGGAUGCAAAAUAAAUUAUCUGCGUUCCCCACGCGGUGCCUUCUAUCCACAGUUUGGUGGCUCAGAAGCUGUUAUCACUGCACUGAGUGAUGAAUAUCCUAUCCUGGCUCAUCACCGCGAACUAUUUGUAUUGUUCCUCUUUUCGUUCUACUGCAUCAUUGGAACACUGGAAUCUACACAGGUUGCUGAAAAUUUUCCGACACCCCAUGACCGGUUUUUCCCUUCGUGGGGCUUAUCAUGUGGGCACUGCCCCCGAAUUUCCGUCAAACUUAUUGCGUCAAACAAAUUGCACGAAAUUAUCGAAAUACACUCAGCUGCAAACAAGUUUGGUUUUUCGAGAGACUCACAUGGACCUCAGACGAAUCUCUCGUUUACGAUGUUACCAGGCUGCAUCAGGCCGCCCUAUGUUUCAGGUGGGAUAUAUUUCUUUCAUCUGUUCGAAAGGAUGUGCGUGGAAUAUCCCAUACUUUUAGCUGUAUUUUGUGAAACAGUGUGUAUUUCCUGGAUUUAUGAUGCGCGAGCUAAUGCUUAUGUUUUGAGGCGUGGAUCGUUUUCGCAAAAACGUAAAACAAAUGCUGGGCUUCGAACCGGGAAUCUUUUGGCGAAUCACGUGGAAGUUCAUUGCUCCAGUAUUCAUAAUGGCCGAAUACUUCGAACAACGUUUACUGUGGCCACUAGCUGCCCGCAACCCGGGUCCGCCGCACCCGAUAUGACGAACAUGGAACCCCCUAAGGCUCGGAGGUUUUG
Molecule: messenger RNA, 2501 nt
Organism: Opisthorchis viverrini
Lineage: Eukaryota; Metazoa; Platyhelminthes; Trematoda; Opisthorchiida; Opisthorchiidae
Exons: 14
Biological process (GO): sodium ion transmembrane transport; dopamine uptake involved in synaptic transmission
Cellular component (GO): neuron projection; presynaptic membrane; neuronal cell body membrane
Molecular function (GO): dopamine:sodium symporter activity
Source: RefSeq, a predicted model, not a curated record